Pseudozyma hubeiensis SY62 is the source of this 1659-nucleotide messenger RNA. RefSeq names its product RTA1-like protein. The coding region runs from base 1 to 1659 and encodes 552 amino acids. The transcript has 5 exons. NCBI's taxonomy places the organism in Eukaryota, Fungi, Basidiomycota, Ustilaginomycetes, Ustilaginales, Ustilaginaceae. The record is from RefSeq and is a predicted model, not a curated record.
AUGCUCGCCAUUAAUCUCAUUUUAAUCGAGCUGUCACAAUGCGUGCGCUGCAGACACACCGCUUCUUUUGCUUCUUCUUCUCUGCUUUGCGAGAACAGCUCAGCUGGCACUGUCACCUCGUUGGCUCGACGCAUUACAUCCAGACUCGACUCAUCCGAACAUGCCGAGUUAGACGAAGCUGUGUCGAGACGAACGAAAAUGAAGCGUAAAAGCCAUGCACUAGGGUCUUCGGAUCCUGCCUCUGGCAAAAGCGCAAGAGGCAGGCAACCUCUUCAAUUGCUCACGGCGGAGCAGCGCAGCCGGCUCCCAUACACCUUACCAAAAGAUUCUUCUGCCGGAGCAGACGACCCAUCGACCGUGUGUCGGGAGGAAUGUAGACCCUCGGUCGGCUCCAUUGCGUCAGUCUCGGAGCUCGCGGCCCAGAAUGAGGGUCUAAGUCCAAGGGACAGGCAGAAAUCAUUGUCGAGUCCGAACAGCAUCGAGGAACCGAGCAAUGAUGAGCCCGAGCAGCGCGUACCUUUCUCGCUUUGGGCUUCUUCCAUCGUUGACAUGGUGCAAUGCGAUCCGCUCUUUCCGACUAAGCCCGUGUCGAUUGCCACAAGCCGAUCAGGUGCAGUCACUGCGCUUCUGCUCAAGAAGGGAUUUCUCCGGCAAUCAGCACGCCCAGACGUGCUCGUCGCAGCCCUCGACAACUUCAUGAGACUGCAGACAGCGUCUGCAGCGGGCAGCUCACUUCGGGCUUACUACAUCUUUGACGGUCUCGGAACCGAAUGCCGUGUGCUCGACGAUUCACUCGCCGUCGUAAAGGUGACAUAUCUCGGAGCGUGUUCGAUCAACAGCAUCGAGCACAUCGAUACAGCAACACAUGUUCGAGUGUCCUUGACACUCAUUCACGGCAAAAGGUCGGUCCCAGAAUCGUCAUCUCCCUCUGACUUUUCACUAUUGCGCAAAGUGGAUCAUUCCUUUUUGGGAUUCCGGUGUCGCGUCUGCGGACGAGCAAAUCGCAAGGACAGCUUGAAGAAAGUCAACUGCCUACAUUGUGCUACUGCUUUCACGAUUACCGACGAACAAGCCCCCACGCUCUUACCGCAGAGUCGCAAAAUGGAGCUGCGGUUCACGGGUUGCAGCAGCGACCUUGGACAAGCCAACAUCCUCUUGGCUGAGAACGCCAUCACUCAGCGUUCAGUCUCGACCUUCUCCGAUGGUGUUCGGAUCGAUGCGACGGCUUUUCCGACGACUAGCAGGUGCUUUGGCGUCGUCUCGCUGUCCGAGUCGACUGUCGUCUCCAUCAAGUCCACGAAUCCAAACGACACUGCGGCCGUUGCCAAAGGACGGCAACAAAAGGAGUCCUCGCUCGGAUCCUUCGUAAUGCAACCACGAGAAGCAUUGGUGGCACGAAAUGAUCUACUUCAAUCUGUAGAGAUGAUGGUCAAAGCGGCUCUCCGCUUCGUAGCAAUCGAAGAUCCUCGAUCUGCAAUGUCUUCGGGGUGCAUGAACCACAAAGCCACGCGUAGUGACGGCAAGCGUCCAAAUUCAAUUGAGUUUCUGAUCAGGGGAAAUUCGUCGCUAAAAGGUUUGAACCGACUGAGUCGUAGUGGCGAAUAUCAAGCAAGACAAACAGCUCGAUCUGUCCAGAUCAAAUCGGUGCACGAAAUAUGA